Molecule: messenger RNA, 2283 nt
Organism: Truncatella angustata
Lineage: Eukaryota; Fungi; Ascomycota; Sordariomycetes; Amphisphaeriales; Sporocadaceae
Product: fungal-specific transcription factor domain-containing protein
Exons: 3
Coding region: 1-2283 (760 amino acids)
Biological process (GO): positive regulation of transcription from RNA polymerase II promoter by galactose; DNA-templated transcription
Cellular component (GO): nucleus
Molecular function (GO): RNA polymerase II cis-regulatory region sequence-specific DNA binding; zinc ion binding; DNA-binding transcription factor activity, RNA polymerase II-specific
Source: RefSeq, a predicted model, not a curated record
AUGGCACCAUCAAUUCCUAUCCCUACUCAGGGCGGGAUGUUCCACACUUUCCAAGGAGUUACUCCCCGCAAACAAUCAGUAGACUCCUCAGAGGGCUCUAAAGCCAGCUCAAGCAGUGCUGCAAAGCGGAUUACUACGCCACAUGCAUGUGCCGAGUGCAAGCGCCGCAAAAUACGAUGUGAUGGCCAGCAACCAUGUGGUCAGUGCCUUUCGAGUCGAGCCCCAAAGCGGUGCUUCUAUGACAAGCACCGACAGCGUGUAAUUCCAUCCAGAAAAACACUCGAGGCCCUGUCGCAAUCUUUAGAAGAGUGCCGAUCAAUCCUUAAAAGGCUAUAUCCUCACCACGAUAUUAUAACAUUGUUACCAUUAUCACGACAGGAACUAGUCAAUAUUCUAGAUCGACCAGGAGCAGACCCCGCCAAUGGAAUGCCAUCGCCGCCACUUCACGGCUCACCGAUGGAAGCUGGACUACAAUCGCCUCCCUUGUCAGCAACUGAGCAAGGCAUCUCCAGCCUCGAACAAUUACCUUCGAGGGACGCAGAGUGGGAUGAGGAGCGACGAGGAAGGGACCCGAUCCCAGUGGAAGCAGACGACGUUAAUGCAUUGUCACUGUCGGUUGAUCGACAUGCAUCAUAUCUCGGAGCCUCCUCCAUCAAAGCAGCACUGAUGGUGAUGUUGAAGGUCCAGCCAACCCUACGAAGCUCGUUUACGCCGCCGCUAAACAGUGUUGAAAUAGCGCAUAACAUGCCUAUAAUGAAGCAGAAGACCACAAACCUGAAGGAGCCACAGAGAGUACCAUGGUCGUGGAAGGGGCAAACAUUGAUCGACGCCUAUUUUAAGAGGAUACACGUCUUCAUUCCUAUGCUCGACGAAGCCUCGUUCCGAGCCGACUAUCUCGAAGGACAAAGGUGCGACGCGCCAUGGCUGGCGAUCCUCAACAUGGUUUUUGCCAUGGGGAGUAUAGUUGCUAUGAAGUCUGACGACUACAACCAUCUGAAUUACUACAAUAGGGCCAUGGAACACUUGCCGUUGGACUCCUUUGGCAGCAGCCAUAUUGAGACUGUUCAGGCAUUGGCUUUGAUAGGCGGUUACUAUCUUCAUUAUAUCAACCGACCUAAUAUGGCCAAUGCCAUACUUGGUGCAGCAAUCCGCAUGGCCAGUGCUCUUGGCCUUCAUAGAGAAAGCCUUGUCACUGCGCCUUCAGGGAGCAGUAAUGAGGCUGUAGCAGCCGAGACACGACGGAGGACAUGGUGGAGCCUCUUCUGUCUCGAUACCUGGUCUACGACCACUAUGGGUCGACCUUCAUUUGGUCGAUGGGGUCCAGCCAUCAACAUAAGGGUGCCGGAGGCAGGCAUUAGCUCUGGCCGUGACUCAGCCCAACAUGCCGGCAUUCUACCUCUGAUCGAGAACAUAAAGUUUUGCAAGAUUGCCACGGGGGUUCAAGACAUGCUUGCCAUUUCGCCACUUCUUCGAGCCGAAGACCGAGUCAGUCUCGAUGGUCAGCUUGUCAACUGGUACAGUAACCUGCCAUGGUUAUUGAGAACUACCGAUCCAUGUGCUGAGCCGCUGUAUAUCGUCCGUUGCAUCAUGAAGUGGCGAUACCAGAAUCUACGCAUGCUUCUACACAGACCAGUGCUCCUUAAUUUGGCAAGCAGUGGUGCUUCGCACGCAGCAGAGCAUGAUAUUGCUGCUAUUGAAGCUUGCCGCGACCUAGCCAAGGCUACGAUCGAGGAUAUAUCUCGAGAAUGGACGCGCAACCAGAUGUCUGGUUGGAAUGCAGUCUGGUUCCUGUACCAGGCAGCGAUGAUUCCAUUGGUCAGCAUUUUCUGGCAAUGGGAUAGCCCACGUGUGCCAGACUGGCAUAAGCAGCUUGAAACAGUUUUGGAGCUCCUCGAAGCUAUGGAAGAUUGGUCACUUGCUGCACGAAGAAGCCGAGAGGUUGUAUGGCGCAUGUACGAGGCUUCGCGGCAACUAGAGCCGGCGAUGCGGGCUCAGACUCCUCUGCAGCGGCUCGUUACGGACCAUAGCAUGCUCAUGGCCGACGGUUCGGAAUUACAUAUGUCCCCAAUUGGACUAGAGCCCGAAGGCUUCGGACUGAUGGGUGUCUUUGACCAGCAGGGAUUCUGGGAUCUUGACGGUAUGCUCUGGGGUGGCCCAGAAGAAAUGGAGUACGCACCAUUCGGUAGUGUUCACGAUGGGAUGAUGCAAAUGGAUUAUAGCAUUAUGGGCUCACAUCAAGGAGCCGGCGGCAUAGGCGGCGCGGCUUACUCCUUCGCUCAGUGA